Molecule: messenger RNA, 3971 nt
Organism: Cyprinus carpio (common carp)
Lineage: Eukaryota; Metazoa; Chordata; Actinopteri; Cypriniformes; Cyprinidae
Gene: stk35l
Product: serine/threonine-protein kinase 35
Biological process (GO): positive regulation of autophagy; autophagosome organization; peptidyl-serine phosphorylation
Cellular component (GO): autophagosome; cytoplasm
Molecular function (GO): protein serine/threonine kinase activity; ATP binding
Source: RefSeq, a predicted model, not a curated record
GUUUACACAAGAAGUUCAUUUAUCAUAUUCGGUUCACCUCACCAUUUUAACACCACUAAUUUAACUUAAGGUCAGAAUAGGCGUUUGCUGUGUACGUGUGUCCUCAUAGGUCAAGAAUCCCCUUGUACGGGAAAGUGGGACGAUCCAGUCAAGUUUUCACUUCAUUCAUGGUUCAUUCAGUUCAGACCGGAAGGUCGACGUUAACUGAAUAACUACACCCCACUGAAUGAAAACAAAUGCAGGUGUCAACGAAUAUGUAAGCGCUGCUGAACUUCCUGGAGCUUUAGAGGAAUAUGAACGCGGAAGGUGUUUCCAAACGCACGCACAAAACGUGAGGAGGCGCGAUGGAUGCAAAGGACAGAGAGCGGCAACGGACACGGAACGCUUGCAAAAGAACCGACAGCUCCAGUGUCCUGCGCUCGCUCAGCGUCGAUAACGUAGACGAUAAUGAGACAAUGGCAGACGAGUUGGACCUGGUUAAACAUGGCAGUCUUGAACGGCGACUCAUUGCACCGCGGUACAGUUUGCUCCGUGAAGUUGGCAAGGGCAGUUAUGGCGUUGUGUAUGAAGCCAUUGCCCGUAAAUCAGGUGCAAGAGUGGCGGUGAAGAAGCUGCGCUGUGACGCGCCUGAGAAUGUGGAGUUGGCGCUGGCGGAGUUUUGGGCUCUGACCAGUCUGGAGAAACGCCAUGAGAAUGUGGUGCAGCUGGAGGAGUGUGUUCUCCAAAGGAACGGGAUGGCCCAGAAAAUGAGCCAUGGCAAUAAGCGUUCAAAGCAGUAUUUGAGGUUGGUGGAGACCUCGUUGAAAGGUGAGCGUAUAUUGUCAUGCCCUGAUGAGCCCUGCUACCUGUGGUUUGUUAUGGAGUUUUGCGAGGGAGGGGAUCUGAAUCAGUUCAUCCUGUCGCGACGGCCCAAUCCCCGCACCAAUGCCAGCUUCAUGAUGCAGCUGAGUAGCGCUGUGGCAUUCCUGCAUGAAAACAAUAUUGUUCACAGAGACCUUAAACCAGAUAAUAUCCUCAUCUCGGAGCGUUCUGGCAUGCCUGUGUUGAAAGUGGCAGAUUUUGGACUGAGUAAAGUGUGUGCCGGUCUGGCUGCUGGAGUACGGGACUCAGAGGAGGGACGGGACAAAAACAAAAACAGUGUUAACAUCAAUAAGUUCUGGCUUUCAUCAGCUUGCGGCUCAGACUUUUACAUGGCCCCGGAGGUUUGGGAAGGACAUUACACAGCCAAAGCAGACAUUUUUGCUCUAGGCAUUAUCAUCUGGGCCAUGAUAGAGAGAAUCACAUUCAUUGACGCCGACUCAAAACGGGAGCUUCUCGGGACGUAUGUGCGGCAGGGUUCUGACAUUGUCCCGGUUGGAGAGGCGCUUCUGGAGAACCCAAAGAUGGUGUUGAGUAUUCCUCAGCGCAGGCGCUCGCAUAUGCCUGAGGCACUCCGGAAACUUUUGCAGGACAUGCUGGCAGUCAAUCCUCAGGACCGACCAGAUGCAUUAGAACUGCACAGCAGGAUGGGACAGGUCACUUGCGCAGCGUGAACUCUGACCUAAAUGCCCACACAGGUAUUCCCUUUCCAUAACAGACCAGAAGGGACUUGGAAAACUGUGAAUCUUCCAUUGCUGAUUUAAUGUGAAGAGUACAAAGUACUCAACUUGAACACCAAUACAAAGUUUGCCACAAAUAGAUUUUCCCCUGACCAUUCACUUUUUUUGUUUACAGUAGUAAUUUAUAUGAAUCAUUCAGCAAGCCCAGAAGUGUUCAGCCUAAAUCAGUCAGCAGUUACAUCACUAAGAGUCAACAAUGUUAUGAUGCAAUGAGUACAAUCAAGCUAAAACAAGCAAGCUCUUUAUUAGUCUUACUGAGGGACUGGGACUUUAAAAUUCUGUUCAUGGAUCCUCCCUACUUGUUCAUCUUCUCAAAACAAUCUUUUGCCAUAACAAAUAAAGAAAAGUAUUUUAGUUAUUUUAUCUAGUUUUAUGAGAAGUGAAGCUUUCAGUUUUAGUGAGCAAGUAGUUCACAUUAGUCUUCUUUUUUUGAAAACUGCUUUUGCAUGUACAAACAUUGUUUGCAGUACAAAUACAUACACAAGAUACUUGACUACAUUUUGAGUUCAAGCAUUUUUACAUAUAUGCUCCUCACAUGUCAUAAAUCAUGUCAUUACCAUAGUCUUACUUGAGUUAAACAUAAAACUCCUCAGAACUUGAUCAUCUUUCUUUCCUCUGUCACAACACAAUAACUGAUAUUUCAAGACAGACUUUUAGAACUUGGUUUUCAUUUGCCAUGAAAAUGCUCAUGAUCUUAAGCCUAAAACCAAUAUUGAGAUAUUUUUCUCCUUGAAUGCAGAUUUAUCCUGAUGCCUUGAACUCUAGUGAUAUAAGUGAGAUUUCUUGUAGGGUUUUGUUUUACAGCUUAAUCUUUAAAAAAUAUUUUAGAGCUUUUAAUAUUUAAACACUUUAUAUAUUAGCCAUGUUCAGUUUACCCAUUCAUGUGCUAGAUUUUACAUGGUGUGAGAUUAUUUUUUGGCCAAACAAAUUGAUUGAUUCUGGUGCCCCUUUUACAAUGCUGCUGUCACUUAUGGAAAAAACGGUGUGAACAACCCUUUCUCACAGACACGCACACUUAUACAGUUUCAUGGUGUAGUGUUUUUUGAAUCUGACAUAUUAAGAUAUGGAUUUAGUUCUGACUGAAGGGAGCAGUUAAAGACUGUGUGAGUGCUGUUUGUGUUUUAUAUAAUAAAAUCUACUAAUGCAUUUCCACUGUAAAACAGUUUUUGUUUUUUGGGGGGGUUGUUGUUUUUUUUAUUAUUAUUAUUAAAAUCCAGUAUUUCCUUUUUGUUAACUGACUCCUUGAUGCUCUCAAAAGCAGGACGGGAGCUCAGUAGUGGUACCAUUGCUCUUUUUCAUCUCUAUCCUAAUUGCUUCAUAGAGAAGAAAUUGGUGUGUGUUUCCAGAUGUGGUUUUGCCGGACAGUUUGUGCGUGCUAUAGUUCUACCUCAGCACUCUUGUGUUUUAGUUACUAACUCACUAAAUUAACUAGCAGUGCUUUCUGUUUUUUGGAGAGACUAGUUCAGUAUUUUUCAGAAGGAUUUAUUUAUUUAUGUAUUUUUUUUAGUGUCAAGCAUUUUUAGUUCUUUUUUAUUCCCUUUUUUCCAUUUGCAACUGCUUAUUGCUGUCUACUGUAGAAGAAAGCUGAGGCUUGUGAGAUCAAGAUCUUUUUUUUUUUUUUAAGAUUAAAUCACCCUCAGGUUUCAGGUACUUUGAGCUGUAAUAUUCUGGACCGCAUGGUUCUUCUCUUGGGAACAAAAAGUGUUCUGUUACUUUUUAUGUUCAAUUAUGUUUUCAAUUUGUCAGCUAAUUCUUUUUAUUUUUAAUGGGAACAUUCAUUGUGAUUCUUUUAAACCCACUUUCGUUAUCCCCUUAUUUAAAUGAUUGUAUCUUUCAUGAGGGUCAGUUAAUCCUGGAGAGAGUUGGUAAAUGUUUUCACAUUUGCUUUUUAUCCUCUUAAUUAGGGAUCUUUUCAGUUUGAAUGUUUCAAAUAGCUUUUUUUUUUCAGAGAAUUUUGUCAUAGCAGUCAUUCAAACCAUAGUAUUAGACUGCAAUGGCACUGAGAAGAGUGAACUGAGUUCACUUCCUGUUCUAUCAUCUUUUUUACUCAAAUUCUGUUUUUUCUUUGUAUUCCUUGUUGUCCAACAUUGAGCAUACAGCACACUCUAUGCAACCUCUCCUUUUCUGACACUGUAUGAUGCUGCUCUGCUAAGCUUCCUCUUUAGACCUUGACAUUUUUGUUGCUUUUUUGUGCUCAUUUUAUGACUUUUUGUGGAGCAUUUUGUGCUUUUUGUGUGCAAAUGUUGAAUAUUUUUUGAACUGACUUUACUUUGCGUAAAGCACACUAGAGCUUUCGGAUGCUUCACUCAUUUGGGUGUCAUCCUUCAUUGUUUUGAUGUUGAUUUUGUUCAAUAAACCAUGUAAAAGCAUAAA